CUUGAACUUUUCCCUUCUCCUCUUUCCGGUCGCUCGUUCCUCCUCUUUCCCCCUUCUCACAUCCUCUGUCUCUCGUCGAAUAUCACACUUCUAUUUGGUGGUUGUAGAUUCGGUGCCGUCGUCGCUAGGAAGAAGCGAAGGUUGUUCAUGCGGUCAGGAAAGUUGAAGGAUUACCGAUUAUCUGGGAAGGUUCCUGAAAGAGGUGAGUACCUAACCUUAAGAGGGUCUCUAUUUUUUUCUGCGUCUGCGUUUUUCAACGCUUCAAGAACCCGUUUGCCGGUUGUGCGGUGCCUGUCGCCACUGAAAGGAAGUCCGUGGACCCAAAGUCAGACGCAACUCAAUGUCUGUUCCACUUGGCGCCUGUCGCUGGGAACCUUGAGGGCUACUUGCGACAGCAUCCAAACGUAUCGACUCGACCCUACUGUGUCUCGCGACAAACACUUUCGUCGCAUCCGCGGAAUAGUGUGCUUUUUGCUCAGCUGGAUAAUACAACACUGGACUUGCCUUCGAAACACACGCCGAGAAAUCCAAGACCCGGACCGAACGAAUCGUUACAAUUGCGCGCCUCACACCGACACAUGGAUGUAUGUCGGCCUGUUGACAAUGUGGCCAUAUCACCCAAAUGCGCAAUCGCCAUGUCCUGGCACCUCAUUGUGCGAUGCCACAACCAACAGGACCGUACGGCUUGCGAAAACGAGUUGGGCCAGCAAAAUGGGCUUGUUGUGCUACUUGUACAUGCACCCUGCAGGUUCUAGAAAACUUGGUCCGUUUGCCGUUGUGCGACAGCAUCGUUUACACCCACAUUGAACCGGUCACGGUCAAAAAGUAUUCGUGGGGUGCGUUUCCGGCCUCUAGGACACAUGCACAACACUUGCGACAUUGGCUCAAAUACAGGCAAGAAGAAGUCUUCACUGUUAGCAGGACUGGUCAAUAUCAUGUCGGCGACGUCGACUGAAGAAUCGCUUCCA
This is a messenger RNA of Pseudomassariella vexata, 968 nucleotides long. RefSeq lists its product as uncharacterized. The transcript has a single exon. The record is from RefSeq and is a predicted model, not a curated record. Lineage: Eukaryota; Fungi; Ascomycota; Sordariomycetes; Amphisphaeriales; Pseudomassariaceae. The coding region runs from base 148 to 807 and encodes 219 amino acids.